AACUUUCGAUUCAUUCUCGCCAGUCGCCACCGGCCACCCAUCACCGGCUCUCUUCCUUCAUCACCGAUCAUUCCCCCCAAGCUCGGAUUUUAAUUCCACUCCGGUGAGUCUCCUAUUUUCCUACCCCUAUUUGAAUGUUUUAAGGGUCUGCAAUUAUAUACUCAUUUGAAGAGCAAAGCUGAUAAUUUCUUCAUUGUUUGCUCUUUGCUUGCACAGGAAAUAUUUUUUAGAAAGGUACAAUCUUGUGGUCUUCCCCUGUGCCGCCAUGAUAGUGCAAUCUUCUAUGGCUUCAUGUACGAAGCACAUUGUCCGCCUGAGGGGGCGAACCCAACACAUGGGCUCAAAUGUCCUGGAAAUUGUUUCCAAAGGACAACCCAGUUCCUGUUCUCUGUGUUUCACUGGAAAGCGGAGUAAUCAUCAACAAUCACUGACUGUUAAGAGUUGGGUUAGUGCUAGAAGUUCUACCAGGAGAUAUUUGAAUAUCUCAUUGCCAUGCCAAAAUGUGAAUAUGGGCCUAUCAAUGUCAAGACAAGGAAUCAAGGGUAACAUGGGGACUUUGUCAUGGUCACAACAAGGGUGUGUAUCUAGUGGCUGCUUAGUAUUUGGCCUCUUCGUUUGUUGUUGCUCAAAUUCCGAGCCCACGACCCAUGCUCAAGCACCAAUGGAAGAAGGACCGUGUUUUAAAACCACCUCCAAUGGAAGGAAAGUCUAUACUGACUAUUCAAUUACUGGAAUACCUGGAGAUGGAAGAUGUUUGUUCCGGUCUGUGGCUCAUGGGGCUUGCGUACGAGCUGGAAAAUCGCCCCCGAGUGAAAGCCUUCAGAGAGAAUUAGCAGAUGACUUGCGUGAUAGAAUUGCGGAUGAAUUUAUCAAGCGAAGACAAGAGACGGAAUGGUGAGAAGUUGACAAUUUUACCUAGUUCAUGGCUGCUUGAUACUCCGACUAUUUUUCAUUGUAGAAUUAUUUGACAGAAGUCAGAAUUAAGAUUGCUCUGUUGACUUGGAUGAAGAUGUCUAUUUGCAAAUACUACAUGUUCUUGAAGUUUACUUCCUCUACCACAAAAUAUGUACGAAGUCGUUACGUUCUUCAGUUUUAAAGCUGAUUGUAUUUGCAUGUCGUAAUACUUGUUUGUUUACCUGAGGAAUCAACAGAACCUAUACAAAUAUCAUUAUCUCUGUGUUGUUGCAAGGCUCUAUUCAAACAACUUCAUCGUCUCUGUCAGGUUUGUAGAAGGCGAUUUUGACACUUAUGUGAAACAAAUAAGGAAGCCACAUGUAUGGGGAGGCGAGCCAGAACUGUUCAUGGCGUCCCAUGUUCUAAAGUAAUUCUCUAUUUUAUGCUAAAAGAUCAGAUAUCGUCUAUCUGAUGCAUGUAUGUGUAGUGAGCACCUGCAGUUGUGUCCAGGGCAUCGUGUUCAUAUGGUGUUGGAAUUGAGCUAGUGGAUGUGGAAUAUCUGGAGGUGCAAAUGAGAGAAACUGCCGAAUUUUGCAGGGUUAUCUUGCCGAAAUUCAACUCAAGCGUUGUAGAUAUAAUAAACGAGUGACUGAAACUGCGGAUUGGAUCUUGAAUGAUAUAUCAUCUAGUAAGCAAGGAGUGAGAAAGGAAGGAGCUUAUUGAUGCUUGUGAGCUAGCUCCAUGUUAACUCACAAGCUAGCUUUAUAUAGUCACAAGCUUUGUUUGAUCUUUGAGUAAUUUUUUAAUUAUUAUAAUGGUGAUCUUUGAGUAAUUUCUGAUCAAGACAAGCUGAAGAUGGAACUUGUUCAAGCUGGAGUGCUGUUGACUUAAUGUUUGCAGCCUUUAGAUUGUCGGUUGUGCUGAUUUUGUUACUGUCAUUAUGAAAUUGAUUAGAAUGAUUAAAUUUGAUGCCUUCUACUACUGACUUUGCUGGUGAAAACUGCACGCAGGAUGCCCAUCAGCGUGUAUAUGUACGAUGCGGAUGCCGGUGGACUAAUCUCGAUUGCAGAAUAUGGUCAGGAAUAUGGCAAGGACAACCCAAUUAGGGUUCUUUACCAUGGUUCUGGUCACUAUGAUGCAUUACAAAUUCCUGGAAGGAAGCAUGGUAAAUCUAGACUGUAGCUAGUGUUUUGCGAGUAAAUGCUAAAAGAAAGA
Linum trigynum is the source of this 2109-nucleotide messenger RNA. Lineage: Eukaryota; Viridiplantae; Streptophyta; Magnoliopsida; Malpighiales; Linaceae. The record is from the annotation of a GenBank genome assembly.